AUGAAUAACGAUCUACAAGCUCGUCCAAAACCUAAAUUUGGCAUUAGUGAUGAUGCCGACGAUGAGAUGUUAAAUUAUCAGGAAUUAUUUCAACGCUCAAAUAUUCAACCUGCAGCACAAGUCAUACGAGAACCAAAUAUAAAACGUCAACAAUCAAAUGAAAAUGAAGAUAAAAAAAAGAAAUUUUCAAAUAUUGAUCUUACUCAAACAAAUGUUAUGCGAAAUAUUAUUAUUGAACGAGAUGUUAGUACAACUCCUAUUCAAAUACCAAAACCUAAUAAUGAUCCAUUUCCACAAGCAAAACAUCGUGGUAGUGAAGAUGAUCUUGAUAAAAUUGUUUUACCAAAUGUUAAAAAAGCUUCCUUAUUUGCUAAACAAAUGUAUCGUGAUGGAAAAUUGAAAACAUGUAAAGAAUUAGAAGAAACAAAGAGAUCAUCAAUUGAUCAACAAAUAUCACGUUCGAGUUUAUUAACUGGUAGUGGUCUUGGUGAAGUAACUGGUGAACGAGAAAUUCAACGUAUUCAUGAAGAAAAUAUUGAUCGAUUAAAAUCAAUGGAUGAAAAAGAAAUUUUAGCUGAAAAAGAAAAAUUAUUAAAUUCACUUGACCCAAAAUUAGUUGCAUUUAUUCGAAAACGAAAUAAAAAAGAAGGAGAAAAUAUUAUUCGAAUGAAUGAAAAAUCAACUGUACAAAAAAUGGAUGUAGAUAAUCAAACAACAUCAACAAAUCUUCCAAUUGAAGUUGAUUCUCGAUGGAUUCAUAUGGAUAAUAUUGAAUAUGAGAAAUUAGAAUGGAUCAAAGAUUUACCAAAGCCAUCAGCUCAACGAACACUUGACGAUUCUAAUCCUGAAGGUGUUUCAGCUCGUUUUGAUUUUAAAGGUAAUUUAAUAUCACGUACGGUUGAUAUUCCUGUCACAGCUGCUCUUCAUCAUCAUGGUGAAGAACCAGAAGCAGCUGGUUAUACAUUAGAAGAAUUAUUUCAUCUUUCUCGUUCAACUGUUCUUCAACAACGUGUUAUUGCUCUACAAACAUUAUCAAAUAUAAUUCGUCAAGCUCAUACUGGUAUCUAUGAUCGUGAUCUUCAAUUAUCAUUAAUACCUAAAUUAAUUGAAGCUGGUAUUCUGUUUUUGAUACGUUGGGCUAUGGAUGAACAAAUCGAAUCAAUAUAUAUGAUAGCUAUUGAAUGUUUAGCAAAUUUGAUUGCACCAAAAAAAGAUGAAGAAAUUCUUUCUCAGACAAUGCAUUGGCCAUGUGGAUAUUAUGAACCAAUAUUAACACCAGCAGAUAUACAAUUAGGUGAUAAGAAAAGUGAAUCAGAUUUAACAGAUAUUGAAAUACUAGAACAAGAUUUAAUUAAAUGUUUAUUUCGUAUGAAUGUAUUAAAAAGACUUGUUUAUUUACUUGAUCGAAUGAAAUUACUACCAUCAUUAACAAUUAUUCUUCCAGUUAAACAUUCAUUUCAUAUUCUUAUUCGUAUGACAAGACAUUCAAUGACAUGUGCAAAUCAAAUUUUUGAAGAAAGACAAUUAAUGGACUUUAUUAUACGAGAAUUUAUUCCGGAAAUAAUUGUACCUAAUGAAGAAGGACAUGUGUAUGAACAUUUACUACCGGAAGCUUUAAAAUUUUGUCGAGUUUUAGCAAAUCAUGGUAGUACUUUAGCAUUUAAUCUUAUCAAUCGAUAUGGACUUAAUGAACGUUUAAGAAAUCAUUUAGUAGCUGCAGUCAAUCUGUCUUCAUCGUUACAAGAUAAUAAAACUCUUGGUGAAUUAUUAUCUCUUUGGCGUGUAUUUAUUUUACAAGGACAUAUGGCAAAUGAAUUUGGUUCUUUAAUACCAACGAUUAUAAUUCCAUUGUGUCGAAUGUGUAUUCAACAAAUGCCAAAUAUGGUUAUUAGUCAAAUUUUAAUUCAACUUAUUACAUUAUUUGAUGCAUUGAUAAUUUAUGUUACAAAAUUUAUUUUUAAACAUCAAAACUCAUCUGAAAAUUCAACAAAUGUUAUUAAUUGGUCACAUAUCGAUGGACUUUUUGAUCUUAUUUUAACAAUUGCAAAACAAACCAUGAUAGAAACUGAUGAAAAAAUUGAACUUAUUGCUCUUCGUACAGCAUGUCUAUCAUGUUUAGCAUCAUUUUUAAUUGGUCAACAACUAUUGACAAUCAAUUUGUUAGAUUUACCAUCAAAAGUAAAACUCAUCCGCAGUCAAUUCUUUGAACCAAUUCUACAUCUUAAAUCAACUAAACAACUUAUUGAAAAUGUUAAAUUUGAAACAGCAAUAAUUCCCAUAAAUGCAAGUGUAAAUCUUCCAACAUUAACACAAACAAAUAUAUCACCAUUUGGUUUUCUAAUUUCUUUACUUCGUUUAACCAAUAUUAUUUAUCAAAUAGAUAAAUCAUUAUCGACUUCAAAUAAAUUUAUUAGUCAAUUAAUGUUAACAAAAGAUAGUGAAAUAGUAGUUUAUAUUAAAAAAAUGUUGAAUAAAUUAACAUCAUCAGGAGUACGUAAAAUAUCAUGGUUUGAACAAUUUGAACAUAUUUUUCUAUUUCAAUUUAUUCAAGUCAUUAAUCAAGAAAAAUCUUCUGAUGAUUUACCAUCGAUUUAUUAUGAAAUAUUACUUUCAUUAUUAUCAUCACUUUUAAAAGGUUAUCAUUAUCUUGCACAAGAAAUUCUUAAAUUUGUUUUAUUUGAUAUAUCUUUUUGGAAAAGAUCAAAUGAAACUGAAUUAGCUGAUUUAUCAUUGAUUACAAAUGAAUCUCUUUGUUUAGCAUCAAAUGAAUCUAUAAAAAUUUCUUCAUCUCAUCGUACAAUACUUUAUGAACGUGCUAUUGAACAUUUACCAUCAUUAUAUACUUAUUAUAAAAAUAUUCUUCAAUUAAAUCGUUCAUCAAUUAAUUUAAAUAUUUGUGAUAUUCAUUUUGGAAAUUUAUUUCAAAUAGAUGAUUCAUUUAAAAUAAAUAUUCAUUAUGCAGAUACAUUUAUUGAUCCAACAUGGCCAUAUGGUUUACUUUCAUCACUUUAUACAAAUGUUUUAUCUAUUGUUGAAAAUGACAAACGAUUAGAUAUUAUUUUAAAUACACUACGUUUUGUUUAUAUAUUAGAAAUGAAACAUAAUUUAGUUUUAUAUAAAAUGUUAACAAAAACUACACGUUUUUCAAUGAUUGCAGGAAUUUAUUUACUUGGUUCGGAUAUAUUUCUUGAGAAAAAUAUAGCUGAUUAUCUUGUGGCUUUUUUAAAUUGUUUUAAUGAACAACAUUUAUUACAAAAAAUUGAAACAAGAACUAAUAUUCAAUCAUUAAUGACUUUUUUCGACUUUUAUCGUUCACUUGUUGAUCAAUAUGAAGCUUGCUCUUUUGGUGAUGUACUUUAUUCAAAUUAUCUUCUUAUUCCAUUACAACAAAUAUAUGAUGUUCAAUUACGAAAACAUGUUUGGAUUGAACAUUCAACCAUAUUGAAAUAUCUUCGAUUAAAACCUGAUCAAGUUUUAUUCUCACUUGAAACAUUCUUUCUACCAUAUGAAAAUGAUCUUGACUUAAUUCGUUACUAUGCUCACAUAUUAUUAAAUGGAACGAUCAAGAAAAUGAUUCAACCAUUAUUAUAUAUGAUUUUUAUACAUCAUCUCAAUGGAUUCCUAUUUGAUCAAACACGUAUUGAACAAAAUAAUUUACAACGAAUAAUUAUGAAAAAUUUACAAGCGAUAUCAAUAAAUGAUAAAAUAUUAUAUGAUGAAAUUAUUAAUUAUAAAACAUUUUCACGAGAUGGACCUGUGAUAUUUACAACUUUGCCAGUUAUUCGUAUGAAUUGGUUGCAAAAACUUUUGGAAUAA
Messenger RNA from Rotaria sp. Silwood1, 3816 nucleotides. Lineage: Eukaryota; Metazoa; Rotifera; Eurotatoria; Philodinida; Philodinidae. The record is from the annotation of a GenBank genome assembly.